This is a messenger RNA of Seminavis robusta, 1116 nucleotides long. Lineage: Eukaryota; Bacillariophyta; Bacillariophyceae; Naviculales; Naviculaceae. The record is from the annotation of a GenBank genome assembly.
AUGGAUACAUCGGAACAUUCCAUCGUUUUAGAAGAGACCGCCUUGGUGGAAGAAAGCUUAAGAAGCAUGGCCGAAGAAACCGCCAUAGCAAUCCCACUGGAAGAAGAAGAAGAAGACAACACCGACACUUUGGAUUUGGACUUGCAUCCACUGGGUUUGGAACACGACGUGCGGUGGGUACAAAAGCUAUCCAGAACCAAACGUGUCAGUCGUAUGAUCCUUCACAGCUCGCUCUACAAGAUUAUCAAGGACGAAGAUAUGGACUUGUCAGAAGAUCACGAAGAAGACUCGCAGGAAGCCCGGCUGGUGGUGCAGUUGCUGGCGCACUUGGGUAACUUUGCGGCAUUCACCCACAUUACAAUCCACGGACUACCCUUCGCAGUACCGGUCCGUCCCUUGGCUCGGAUGUUUCAACAAACACGGAACACACUGAUACAUUUGGAAAUGUCUCAUAUAGAGAUUGUAGGGGACGAUGGAGAUUUUGAAGAGCUCAAUUCUGCGUUAAAGCAGCUAAAUCACUUGGAGUCUGUCGUUCUGGAACAAGUUUCCCCCGGCGACGAGAAACGCAUGGCUCAGAUCAUACUGUCCAGCUCAAUCCACACCCAGUCCAUCAAGCUGGAUUACUUGUUGCCCGCGUCGACCGUGUGGAUGGGCGAGAUGCGCCGCUUUUUCCGAGAACGCGAGGAACGGAUCCAUCUGAGGACUGUGGCGAAGAUGCUGGCCGAGAGACCCAAUAUCAAAAGCAUGGAACUGGCCGUUUACAGAUGGGGAUCACUCACCCCUUUGGUCCGGGCCCUCCGGCGGAAUCGAAGUCUGGAGAGACUCCAGUUUUUAUUUCAAGACGGUGCGCCCUCCCAGGGCGGCUGGGCGGAAAUACUGGCCAAGUAUACGUUUCGCAAGAUGAUCCGAGAAAACACGGUGCUGCGGGAAAUGAACUUGCCUGGGAGCCCUUCUGUUCAAUUCUAUUUGCGCUUGAACAGACUGGGACGGCAUCACUUGCUGAAGAGUGACCAAGCGACGCAAGCAGAUUGGAUCAAUGCCAUUGUGGAGGGUCGCGACGAUGUGAGGGUGACACAUUAUUUCUUGUCGAAGAAUCCGUCUCUAUUGUAUCGGUAG